Molecule: messenger RNA, 4077 nt
Organism: Solea solea (common sole)
Lineage: Eukaryota; Metazoa; Chordata; Actinopteri; Pleuronectiformes; Soleidae
Gene: vps37ba
Product: VPS37B subunit of ESCRT-I a
Exons: 4
Coding region: 102-953 (283 amino acids)
Biological process (GO): protein targeting to membrane; ubiquitin-dependent protein catabolic process via the multivesicular body sorting pathway; protein targeting to vacuole
Cellular component (GO): ESCRT I complex
Source: RefSeq, a predicted model, not a curated record
UCUGUGAGUAGUUCCUGAAGGCAGCAGCUCAGUUCAGUCAGCUGUCACAACCUGAGAGAGGCGAACACAGGGAGAGAAGAACACACUCACUCACAGCGAAAAUGUCUAAUUUCUCCAACAAGUUCGGCGCUCACACGAUGACGCAGCUCAACGAAUUCCUCGAGGACGACGAGAAACUGACGAAAAUGAUCCAGGAAAUGGACGAGAUGCAGGGCGUCCAGCAGAGCAAAGACAUGACACUCGCCAACAACCGGACCCUGGCUGAGAAGAACCUGGACCUGCAGCCCAGACUGGAGCACAAGAAGGAGCAGCUCACCAAGCGCUACAGCUGUCUGCAGGAGCGCUUCGAGUCCUACCAGCUUCGCAAGUCCACGCUCGACCACAACUCGGGAAACUCCUCCCUGGACACGUUGCUGGCCCUGCUGCAGGCGGAGGGAGCCAAAAUAGAGGAGGAGACAGAGAACAUGGCCGACUCCUUCCUGGACGGCGACAUGACCCUGGACGCCUUCAUCGACGCUUAUCAUAAUAAGAGGAAGUUGGCCCACUUGAGAAGAGUAAAAAUCGAGAAGCUUCAGGAGAUGGUGAUGAAGGGCCAGCGUCUCCCUCAGGUGUCGGUUCCCAGCUCCCGAUCUCAGGACGUGUCGGCCGCGGCCUCCCUCCUCAGCGACUCCAGCAACGGCUCCUCCCCUGUCCCUCAGCCCAGGAGGAAACCUCCUCUCCCUCCUUCACAGCCAGCCCCGAUUCUAAAUCCCAACCAAGCAUCGACGGACGCUCCUCUGCCUCCCGUCUUCUACUCCGCUUCGCCAUACCCGCCGAUUCCUCCCAGGACAGGCCAGCCUUACCCCGGUGGUUCCUCUGGCUACCCCAGUCACUUCCUGUCUCAGUAUCCCCCCGCGUUGCCACAGAGGCCUCCACCUCGCAUGGCCCCGCAGCCUGGCUUCAUCAUGCAGUAGAUAAAAAGCAGUUUCCCCUCGGAGGAGGACGCAGCGCGUGUGUCGUGGACUAUUUCACCACUGGGACCCCUCUGAGGACUGGGUUUCUUUGUCGUCUGCCUUCUCGGAUUUAAUGACCAAUUCACGACAGAAGAGGGCAGACCCUGGGCUGGCUGGUCUGGUCAUGUUCAACCGAAGCAGAUCUCAAAUCAUCUCUGCACUCUCUCAUUCCCGUCAUCGACACUCCCGACUAACUGACAAACCUCGACUCUCCCUUCAGGGAAAGCACCUGACGCAGGCUGCUGUAGCGACACCAGUGUCGCUCCUCACUGGGUCACUGAGCCUGGACUUUGUCAUUUAUCAGCACUUUGUUGUCUCCAGGCUGUGCCCUCAUGCUCUGCUGGGCCUGUGACAUCUCAGAGUCUCCGCUCCCUUCAACCUUCAAGUUCCUCCAGCUUUCAGGGAACACUAAAGUCACUCAAAUACAAAAGAAAAAAAAAAAAAGGGUUCGAUUUGUCCUUUUCCAUCUGCAGCGUACUCCUCUUAACUGGUAUUGUAUAUGCAAACAAAGAGAGACCCUGAUUACUGUGCAGUUCUGAUGAAAAAAAUCUCUCCAGGAAUAUAUUCAGGCGGACUGCAUCUAUGCUGUGAUUUAUUCUUCCUUUUUCCUCCCUCUCUUUUUAUUAAUAUAUAAACAUUCACAAGGUACAUAGAGAUAUUUGAAUUUUCAGCAACUCUUGAUAUGAUUAUAGUACUAACGGAGUUAUGAUAAUAAUAGCCAGGAUAGACUGAUUCACGUGUAACGGAGGGCUUUGGUUAACGUUCUAAAGAGAGUCCAGACCCGCCUGGUCCCAGAUGGCCCCGACUCUCGCACUCAGUCGGUCUCUGGGCGGAAGUCUGAAGCGAGUUGGAAGACGGAGAAAAGAAGACGAUCAGUGGCUGAAACUAAAACAAAUCACCAAGCCUUUUUUCGAAGCCUUGCCUGAAAUGAAGGAUUUGUGCUUAGCCAUACAGUUCAGAUGUGCGUCGUUUGUUCAGUGUGGGUUCCUGUUGUGAUGCAAACACUCCUUUUUUUAUAAUGUAUGUUGUCUUUAUCGCCCUCUGUUGGAAUUGGAAGUUAUGCCAAACAGAUCUUUGGAUCUAAGGCUACAUCCAUGCUACUUUUGUUUUGUUUUUUAUUUAAAAACACUUACAAGUUCCGGCGUUUAAGAGAACUCCAGAAUGUAGAAGUUCACUUUUAGUUCGAUAAAAUCAACCCAAAUGCUGCUCGUUCACUUUGAAAGCAGCGUCAGGCUCCGCCCCCCAGCGCCAGGGCCAGUCGAGUCAAAAUACGCUAUGCAAAAACACAAACAAACAAGGUGCUAGCCAAGCAAAUCACAUCUAUGCGUUCAGCUCAAACACUACACGGCCUAAAAAAAGAGCUCUCGUACGAGGUUGCGGGGGGGGGGGGCAAUCCACUUUAGCAACAUUAGCAACAUCGCCAUAACCUCUGUUAGCGACCUCUAGCAUUAAGCAUCAGCCCCUCCCACUGUCAAAGGUCUCUGUGGUACGAAAAUCUUCAUUAACACUUUUCAGUUUCACCUUGUCGUCAGUCUCCUUACAAAUUCCUUGUUGUUUUCUCGCUAGUAAUGCUUUCUGAAACUAAGCAAACGACCACAGAGGAGAGAGAGAGUCCGCUUCCCAUUUUGCCUGGUGCGCCUGAACGGUCACGUGGUGUCGUCAGGACGUAGAUUAUUUGAAUCCGAAAAUGUGGCUUUUAAUAGAAAACGUAUGAGUUUCUGUAUGCAAUCGGAUAGAACUACAACAAAUCAGACCAAUGACCUGGAUGAUGUAUUCCGAGCGACGGCAGACGCGUCAACACAUUUUCUUGUCGUAGUUUUCGACGAGAGAUGGAGAUCUAACGACUUGUUGCUUCUCUGUUGUCGUCCCAUUAAUCCCGCCUCUAACCCAGCACGGGUUUGCGAUUGGUUCCCUUGGAAAUCAAAUCGCUGGCGGACUCGGCUGAGUUCACCCAGGUUAGGAAAACAUGGUAUGGAUGUAGUCAGUUCAGUUUUCUGCGACACUGAGCACCAAAGAUUAGCCACACCAUGUUAUGUUCUAACUAUUCAGCUGUGGUCCUGUUUUGUUGUUUCGUUCUCUACCGUUGUUCCUUUCUAACGUAUCAGUUUGUGGUUUCUGAGCUGAAACACUUUUUUCUAACUUAAGUGAGCCAGAUUUCUCCCAGAGGAACUUGUCUCUGUUUUAAAGUCAGUCAGUUUAUUUUCUCGUCCUGGUUCUGCUGUCGCCGUGCACUGUCGACGAGCCACGAGUGCCUACAUUUGAAGUGACGUGUAACGGCGUCCUGCUGAUCACUCCCGUGUCGUGUCGUGUUUAGCCGCCACCAAGCAUUUAUUCUCUUCCUCUUCCCCUGCCACUGAUGUUCCGCCGCCACCAGACAGCUGAGAAGAAGAGUGCACCGUGUGACUCGGUCUGUCAGGUUUUGCUCUCGCACCAGAAGCAGAAAGGCCAGAGUAGAGUGAACGUGUGCAUGUGCCAGAAAAGACGAGACACCCUCAGGCGGUUUGCCUAGUGGUGCUGGUGCUAAUGCUUCGCCUCCGUUCUUCCUCCUCUGUGCUGAAACUUGCCUGAGGUGAAUUCACACGUACCCCCUUUCUUUUCUUUUUCUUUGUUUGUUUAUUUGUUUGUUUUACUUGGAUAAAGAACAACAACAGGGCUCUGAAAUGUUUAGCAUCAUAUAUCUCAGUGACGGUGAUCGUGUUUCACCUCAAGGCAAAGACGUUGACCACAGAACGGACGGAGCAUAUUUAUCAGCGGGCAAAGCCGCGAGAGGGAGCAGGAGCUUUUAUAUAAACCAGCAGUUGUAAUAACUAACAUAGAUAUUGGUUUUGUGCAUGGCCUUUGCUCUUUGUGUUCAGACUGAAGAUUCUUCUCUUCAGAACUCCCCCCCCUCGUUUUUUUUUUUGUUUUUGUUUUUUGCUUUAGCCAUUCGAGCUGCUUUUUACAUUUGAACUGAUCCACUGUAUUCGUGGUUUUAUAUGUGGUUGGUGAUAUUUUCAGUGUAAUGUUGUAGGUAAAUUUACUUAUAAUGAAUGUGUAAGUGGAGUUUAAUGCUAUUUUCAAGUUCAAUAAAUCUCACAUUUUUGUA